CUCAUCUGCUGCCUCCAAACGCACUCCACAACAGAACUCGAAGCUCUGGGAAGAGUAGCAGAGGGCAGAAAGUGCGGGUGCCAGCUUGUGAAAACUCGGAUAUUUGGAAAGGUCGCCACCAUGAGGACCGUCACUUGGGUCAAGAUGGUUGCUGCCGGUGGGAUCAUGUGUAUCGGCGGUCCAGCUUUGAUAUACUACGUCACUCCCACAGAAGAGGAGUUAUUCAUGAAAUACAACCCCGAACUGCAGCGCAGAUCUCUGGAGAGAAGAAAGGAGAAGCAAGAAGACUUUGAUACCUUUGUCAGCAAGCUGAAGGGAUAUUCGAAAAGUGACAAGCACAUCUGGCAAGUGUGGGAAGAUGAUCUGACCAAGAAGCGGGCGGAGGGUGUCACGGCCGAGCUUGAGCGGAGAAGAGCCGCGGAAGCGGAAUCGCAGGCCCGAAGAGAUGAGCUGAGGCAGAGUAUCAAAUGAAAACCACGAGUCGACAGGAGCGACGACCAAGGCCGGAAUGAAGCCCUAGCAUGGCGGCAGCGAGGGCAUCCCAUCGUCAGCAACUGGGUACCUCUGUACUACUAGUAUAAACAGGCUGUGAUACUAUUAUACAAUGCUCAUCGCGCC
This is a messenger RNA of Sphaerulina musiva SO2202, 618 nucleotides long. Its product is annotated as CBP4-domain-containing protein. The coding region runs from base 121 to 471 and encodes 116 amino acids. The transcript is spliced from 4 exons. Gene Ontology annotation, cellular component: mitochondrial membrane. The record is from RefSeq and is a predicted model, not a curated record. Gene Ontology annotation, biological process: mitochondrial respiratory chain complex III assembly. Lineage: Eukaryota; Fungi; Ascomycota; Dothideomycetes; Mycosphaerellales; Mycosphaerellaceae.